AUGGCCGCGAGUAGUACGAUGAAGCUCAAGUUCAAGGCGUGCACGACGUGCAUGCGCUCGUUCGACCCGUUCCAUUGGCGCUACAACUGCCAGGGCUGCGACCGAAGCGUCUGCCGCGAGUGCUCGUGCAAGGUGGGCUGGAAGAAGCGCGUGUGCUGGGCGUGCCUCGUCGCGGCGCGCGCGGACGCCGAAGCCAAGCACCGACACAGCGGUACGACCCACGCGACGUCGUCGUACGUCUCACCAACCACGUCGCAAUGCAAAGCCGACAGCCACACGACGUUCAGCUACCGCAUUCCCGAAGAGGGCGAGCUCUCGGACAGCGACCGCGUCGCGACCCGGUCGCGCGGCCAGAGCAAGGUCGACUCGUUCCUCGAAGACGGCGGCCUCCGCGUCAGCGGCAAGUACGACAACAGCAACGACGACUUGGACCGCUACUCGACGCGCAUCACCGAGUCGAUUUCGGACGACCUCGACUUCAACUGGGCCAACCCGUACCCCAAGGCGCCACUGCCCACGGACGAAGCGUCGCGCCUCGCGCUCGUCAAGGACCUCGAUUUUGAGCGCCAUAUCGCCCACUUUGACAACGACGCCAAGCUCUCGACCUUUGUGACGCAGUCGCUGGCGCUCGUACCGUGGGCGUCCAUGGGCGGCAUCCACCUCAUUGGCGAGCACUACGUCUUCAACCUCGCCUGCAGCGGCUUUAGCUCGGUCUUUGAGAUCGAGCAGCAAACGCUGCGCGAAGAGGCGCCUUGCAGCUACACGCAGUCGACGCCAUUGGUCGUGCUGGACACGACCCAGGACGCGCGCUUCCGCGCCCACCCGCUCACGAUCGAGCAGAACGGCCUCUCGUACCUCUCGGUGCCGAUCGUCGUGACCGGCCGCCAGCACCGGCGCGAGAUCAUUGGCAGUCUCGACUUGGCGGGCCACAAGCCGCUGGCGGCGACGCCGGCGCCCAAGAUCCUCCGCGAGCUCCAAGCGACGGCCGCCAUGAUUGGCUACUACGUCGAGCGCCAGUGCAUGGAGCUCAACAUGAUGGAGAUCGAGAUCGAGUCGUCGCGCGGCCGACGAAAGACGGCGCCGUUCGGGAAGGACAUGAACGGCGACGUGCCAAGCAAGGACGUCUUUGCCGAGUCCAUGGAAGCGCUUUGGAAGAAGACGAUCGAGACGAGCAACCUCAUGCGGAGUACGAUGCCAGCCGUGCCCGCCCAAGAAUACGCCUUCUAG
Molecule: messenger RNA, 1227 nt
Organism: Saprolegnia parasitica CBS 223.65
Lineage: Eukaryota; Oomycota; Saprolegniomycetes; Saprolegniales; Saprolegniaceae
Exons: 1
Coding region: 1-1227 (408 amino acids)
Molecular function (GO): protein binding
Source: RefSeq, a predicted model, not a curated record